AUGUCGUCAAGGCCUUUCGACAAUUGCGCGGAUGCAUCAUCUUUCACGAGCUUCCCUCUAUUCGGUGAGCUUCCAGUCGAGAUCCGGCUGAAUAUCUGGCGACAUCUCAUUCCGGCACAACGCAUCAUUUCGCUCGUGAUCGAGUCGACAUGUCCUGACCAGACGGCCGACGGAACCGCGCCCUUGGCCAUAACCGGGGCCUACAAGUCUCGCAAUGAGCUUGGCAACGUGGUUAGUGGCGCACCGUACCGCAUCCGCGUUGAUCCAUACUCGCGAGAUAUUCUCAACCUCCUCCUCGGCGUCAACUACGAAGCGCGACGGGUCGUCCUAAGCCACUACCACGUUCAUAUCCCGACCAAGGGCCCCUUGUCUCCACGAGUUGCCAUCAGGCCCGAGACUGAUAUGGUUCACAUCACUCUGGCGUGUUGGAACCGCAAGAAAUCCAGCUUGGAGGCUGAUGGUGUGGGAACGGAGGUCAACUUGCUUCCCGACUUUCUUUCCGACGCCAGGGCUUACGAUACGAACGGGGAAGGCAUUUUGCAUAUUGCCUUUGGCAAGGAGCUAGGGUUCAGCUCUGUACAGCUGCCAAUGGAUCCUACUGGACUUUCCACUCAAGCCACCGAAGCCAUGCGCAAAUCCCUGCUGAGCUUCAUCUCAGUGACUGUCGUCGUCAUUUCGAACUACCAGUUUCGCCAAACGUUUAGCUCGUUGAACUCGUCCGAGGGGCGAUAUAAACGCUCCCUGCCACUGUGGGCCUCGACCGUGAACCUACAACGACCCCUGGCGUCCGACUCACGCGGUGGCGAAACGCAUGAGGAAGAACACCCGCUGGUCUACAAUCUUGGCAAUAUCUCAGUCGCGAACGAUCCCAUCGCCAUGUUUACAUUCUGGCGACAUAUGGAAAAGGCCUUUGGCGUGUCGCAGGCCGUCACCUCGAAGAAGCAGAUGGCUGUGGCUUCACGUCCCUGCCCCAUCAUAGCCACAGCGGCCGGAGUCGAUUUCCACCUGCGCUCCUGUGUUGAUAUGGAACGGUAUGUGGCCGCCGAGGAGGUCGAGUGGGAUCGGUUGUUUGCGCCCAAAGGCGAUGCUACGCAGUUUUCCGCUCGGUGGUCAGCCGAAAAACCAGACUUCACGGCGGCCAAGGCGCGGUCUUUAACGCGGGCGGCUGGUUUCUGGAUUGUGCCGGCUGCCACGCUGCAGUUGCCUCUCGCAGGUGGCUUAUUUCGCGUCCCGAUGGGUAGCAAUCAUGGGCGAGACCAGAGGGGUAAAGAGCCGUCGCUGGCGUUGUUUGAUAUGAGCUAG
This is a messenger RNA of Pyricularia grisea, 1302 nucleotides long. RefSeq lists its product as uncharacterized. NCBI's taxonomy places the organism in Eukaryota, Fungi, Ascomycota, Sordariomycetes, Magnaporthales, Pyriculariaceae. The transcript has 2 exons. The record is from RefSeq and is a predicted model, not a curated record. Bases 1 to 1302 code for a protein of 433 amino acids.